GUGAGUAACAACAUCCAAACGUGUUGUCGGCAAUAAAAACCUCACUACUAGAACUAAAAAAAAACCUCGUAAGUGUGGAGCUGUUGCAGUUUGACAAGUCCUUUGCUUGGAGCGAAGAAUGCACCGGCGUUUGAAAGCGGUUGUUGAAAAUAACCAAAGAUUGAAGACCUUUUCGUGAAAGUAUGUCAUAAAAACAAGGACCUACCUUGUCGAAAAUUGCUCUGGAACGCAAAGCAUUAGAAUUAGGACAGUCAAUCUAUCAACUUUACCUUUAAAAUGUCUUAGUGACAAAUCAACCCAAACGUACCUGUGUUGUGGUGCCAUUUCGUUACCGUCGUGCCAUCAAAAUGGUACCCAUGAAAGCCACCGGGAAAGGCUACUCCCACAGGAUAUGGUCCCGCAGCUAUACGAUACAGUGACGUAAGCGAAUACCAUUCCCCUCUAGGGAAUCCGGCUACCUUUUCCCGUGGGUUUGCCCCAUUCUACUUCGAAAGAAGCAAAGAAGAUAGAAAGCAGAGAAUAAAACAAAACCCCACGGACGAAACGGUAGCGGGGUACAUUAAAAUGGGGGAAAAAGCAUGUACCAUUACCCGGGGAAACUGUGGAAACCACACGGCAAGGCACGCUUGGUGAUGUGGUAAAAGCGGCUCAAAACCAUACAGCAAGGAUAUGGUGCCCGCCACUUGGUUGGCCCGGUUUUGGCUUGUGUCGUUUGCAAUAAUGAGAAAAAGCAGCGACAAUAACAGCACUACGAACCACAAACAACCAGGCAGCAGAUCAACCAAAUGGCAGCGCAAUCCGAACGAAUGAGUGUCAAAGCUCCGUUCUCUGGCCGGUGUGUCGGUCGGGACGGCUCGCUUGACAGAAUGAAAUGUCCCGGCUGAUAGCCUGGCUGGCGCGGUUUGAACAACACCAGGCGGUUGUGGCUGUGUAAACAAAACGGUGGGAAAAAUGUGUCACAACUUAAUGAGGAAAGGCAUUGUCACGGGCGCAACACAAUGGCAAUCGACAAUGGCGCACAACACAACCUGCGAGAUAUGCGAUAAAAGCUCUUUUUGUUUGUUUGUGUGUGUGUGUGUAUUGUGCAAAAGGGUGACGUUUUUCAGCUUUGCACGAUCCUUUCGUCCAAAAACCCCUUGGCUGGAUGUAAGCUGGCGUGUAUGUGUGUUGGAAUGUGUUUUUGCUGUUCCUCAUCAGCUUCACAUUUCACAAUUAAAAGUGCCUGAGAAGGUGCUUACAGGCUUCUGGGGUGACAUUUAAAGCCAUAAAGCGACCCUUCAUGAACCGUGUGUGUCGGUGUCACACGCAAAUUGGACACGGUGCAUGCGAGAUUGCAAUAAUCAAGAAAUAACACCAUUUUCGCUGACACCGAACGAGCCUCGUGGGCGGCAUGCGGGCAGGACCGGAAAACGGUUACGCUUCACACGUUUAUUUCUGAGUUCGAGGACUGGUGAAGGUGAACAAUUUGCUUCCAGUACAUACAGGGAUAUACCCGUGUGUGUGUGUGUGUGUGUGUGUGUGUGUGUGUGUGUGUGUGUGUGUGUGAGAGAGAGAAAGAGAGAGAGAAACAGAAACAAAUGGCAAGGACAAGGGUCCAGUGUCCUUUUUUAGCCGAGUAUGCGCUGCAAGCCGUUCGAACGGAUCAUCCGACAGGCGAACGCAGCAUUGCGUGUACUACCAAAGCAAAUGGUUUGGUUUUUUUUCCAUUUUUAUACUGCUUCCUUCCCCGCUUGGCGCCAACCACGAAGGAUGAGCAUUGCGACAGAAUGUCUGGCUGCUAAGGGUUUGGCUGGCGCACGAACGUCUGCGCUGACUUUCCCGCUACACAGCGGUGACCGUACACAGCAAUGUUCUAGCGAAAACGGGGUUUUAGCUCCGGGGGCAGUUUAAUGUGGGCUGGGAUGAGCGGUGCACUUACACUCUGCCAGGACAUUAGUAUUUUGUUCUCCCAUUUGCUCGCUAAGCAAACGGUGCGCGCUCGGUCAGUGAGGAAGUAGGAAGCGGAGUUUUUGUUUCUAGACGCACAACUAAUAUAGGGGCGAGUAAGUCACGAUGUACGACGAUGGUGCUGUAGGUUAGGAGAUAUCGAUCCGCAGGCAAAGCGGACUGUAACCGACACUAAGUUUGUCCUAGAUUUGUGCUUUUUAUUGUUGUUAUUCUCACGAAUAGGAAAACAUACAUGACAUAAAAGCCUGCUUUUGAGGAGGAGCAGAGAACUUUACAUAAAUCAAACAAAAGAAACAACUCCAUCGGCCUGUAAGUCGUACAGUAAUGUUGCUCUUUUCAUCUAUUGACAUACAAUUCGUCUAUGGACUACAGACCAGGGAUUGGAAAACUUUUACGGACACUGAUUUAAUUAAGCAACUAAAGAGAUUGAAAAAAGCUUUCAUUUUUCUCACAGAAUUUGGAGCAUUAGUAAAUUAUAUUUACUAUGUUUUGCGAUUGUUAUACCACUUACAUACAUUUUUAAACCACUUCAUACCAUCUGAAUCAAAAAUAUGUUAAAAUGGAAUAUUAUUAAUUUAUGAAAUAUUAUUAAAUUAAUGUGUGGAGCCUAUAAAGUCAGACAAUGCUUUGUGACGUUCAGCAAGGGUCUGGCCAUAAUGUUCACGAAAUUUUAAAAUAAAAGCCACUCAUAUAAAAUGUAGAAAUGGUUUGCAAGCCGCUUUUUAGGGUCUCGAGGGCCGUAUUUUUCCGCGGACCUUAAUUUGAAGACCUCUUGCCUAAUUCGUAAGAUAGCAAACACGUCAAUCUUUACAGGUUUUAUUUUCCUUCUUUUCAAUGUAUUGAACUUUUUUAGUUUAAUUGAUUCAUAAAAAAAUAAUAAUACACAUUUUAAAAUUUAAAAAAAACGGUAAACAUGAUAAAACCUAUUAGAUUUGAAAAAAGUUUGAAUAAGGUCAUAAGUGUGCAACGAAGCCAGCAGCCCUCAAACAUUUAUUUUAAAGAUGUUGGUCCUCAAAUUAUUCAAAUUUAUUAAACAAAUAAAAAUUGUUUACUAGUUCAUUUUGACAAUUUCAACUCAUGAAACCUCUGUCAAGCUUAUAAGUGCUCAAUGUACAAUAUUUUUAUAUCCCUUAAAAAUAAAGGUUCCUCUUUAGUAGUUGGUGCCUGUUUCUAAUGUCCAGAUUUUACCAAAACCCCUUUCAAUAUCCUUUUAAAUUUGUGAUUUUGCAACUAAUAGCACUUUCUUGAGUUUUAAAUCUGUAAAAGUACCACAAAUUUAUGCUCACAUCGUACUGCUUAGACUUCAUAUAAAUCAAGCUGCAAAACCGGAAUUUGUAUAUCUCUGGCAUAGGCCUUCAGACUUAAUUGUUAAGAAAUAUUACCUUGAAUUUGCUGAGCUAGCGAUUUCAUAAAAUUCUUGGUUGGCUAGGUGCAUUUCGGCAUUUAUUACCCUUAGAGAAUAAAACGUUAAGAAGAAUAAAUGGCACACAGGUAGCCCAAUUUUACCUAAUCUCGUACGGGCUCUACUUUUCCCUUGGAAAAAUCCUAAACGUUAGGUAAUACUUUCAAACUGACCAUUAUGUUUAGGACUUACCCGGGCAAAAACUUACCCGUUUAGCAAACCUAAUUCUUUGGGGACGAAAAUACACCAUUCGCCCGUUCGUACAACGGGGUAGCAAAACGGGGUAGAUUCUAAAGCCUUCCUCGUACCAAACAAGCAGACAGUCGCAUCAGAUAUCUUCCACCAGCCAAACGGUACAGGUCGCAGCCGCAACCUAACCAAUUGUUGAAAAGCUAUCUUCAAAUUAGUGAACUUUCCCAACCGUGCACCGGCAGAGUUUCACCGAAACGAGCGCCACAUAAUUGGAAUAAUUGGACCCUGCCAUCGGAGGAUGAUGAGUGAAAGCAAGUGUGCUGUGUGCGUGUGAUUAGUUUGGCAAUUUAAAAGCUUAAUAUUCGAUUGUAAAGUGCAAGUGCGGUGCGGCGGCAGUGGGUGCGACAAGCGGAAGCGAUGGCAUCGAUAGGGGUGGCUUCGAACAGCUACCACCGGCCGGCCGACGAGCUGCUGGCGGACGACGCGAACGCAAGCUACUUCAUCGACACGAACUCGUUCAGCGCGCAGGAUUUCGACCUGUUCGUCCACUCGCUGGAGGAAACGUACCACGCGCAGUUACGGGCGCAGCAGCCCAAUCACACGGUCGAGCCGGCGGCCAUCUGCUCGGAGGAUGAGCGGGAUCGGUACAGCCUGUGCGAGUCGUUGGCACGGUACGCGCAGCCGGACGAGAUCAGCAGCUACGGCGGUACGCCCACGUCCAGCUCCUGCUGUUACCCGAGCAGCUCGGAAGAGUCGCUGCUGUCGGCGGACGCACCGCACAACAGGCGCAUCGGGCGCGACGACCCGGCGCCGCUCGUGACGCGCAAAAGUUUCCUCAACAUCUUCCAGUACUUCGACCAAGACGUCACGCUCGCGGAAGAGGAUCGGGAGCUACCGGCGGUGGAACAUGAUUGCCCAGCAUUGGACGGUGAAGCAGAUGAAGCGAAGCGGCGGGAGCGCAGCAAGAAGAAAGCGGUGCUGCGAGAGUGGGACACGAAUGUGGAGCAGCAGCCGGGUCGGCGGCCGCCGAAGCAACCGGUGGGCCGGCUGAACGCGCAGCUGCUGCAGAUGUUCGAAGGUGAAAAUGAACACCAGCGCAGCAUCCAUUUGUCGGCACCGUGCAACAACAACAACAACAACAACAACCUCAGCCAAUUGGUAAGGUCAGCGGGUGCGAAGAAAGUGCCAAUUACGAUGCAGCACAACCCCAUCGGGCCGGCGGAAAAGUCGGUCAACGGCGGGGGAAAGCGGCACGGCACGAAACCGGCCGACCCGGGCAGUGCCGGCGGACCGCGCUGCGGCCACCAGUCGCAGCCCGCUGCUGAUGGGCGACGGGUGAUGAACCGGCAGCCGACAACGGUCCCGACGACGGUCAAGAUAGUGAACGCGGCGCCCAAGGUGCAGCACGCGACGGUGAAGCAGAGCGAUCGGCACAAUCUGAACGAACGGCCGGCCCCCGGUGCGGCGGUGUCGUCCGACCGCGACAAAUGCUACGUGCGCAACAUCAACGAGCUGUUCCUGCAGUACCGCAGCCGGGAGCGGUCGGAGCAUGGCGGCGCGCUGCCCAACUUUAGCGAGCACGUCCGGGAAGCGAUCGAGCAGAUAGAGAAGAUCGAGGAGCGGCACGUCCGGUCGGUGCUCGGGCAGCAUGCGUUCGAUGAGCCGGCGCCCACCGUCAAGGAGGAAGCGAGCAGCACGACGCCGCCAGAACGACCGCAAGUGCACGGCGCGGCACAUCCACGCGCAGCAGUGAAUAAUAUCGAGCCCCCCGUCCCCGCCGGCGGCAUGGUGGCAGGGCCGGCCCAGGCGUCCGCCCUCGAUCUGCACUACCGGCUGCGGCACGAAACGUACCGGCUGCAGAUGCACAACCUGAUCGAGACGGAGCAGUUCGUGCGGAUGGGUGCGGCCGACCGGGACCGGCUCUACCUGCUGGACACGAUCUUUAACCGGUCGCACCUGAGCCUGAUCCACACGGUGCUGGCCCUCAUCCAGGCCAACAUUGGCCGGGGCGACCAGGUGCUGCUCGAGACGCGCAUGGUCGGGCCGGCCGCUGGCUCGCCCGACGGUGCCGAUGCGUUCUGUGCCGCGAUCGGGACGGGCCGGUAUCGGAUCGACGCGCUGGCGACGAGUGCGGCGGGCGAAAACUGCGUCGAGCUGGAGGUGAUUGCGGUGGACGAGGCGACCGGCCGGAUGCUGAAGAUAACGGUCGAGUUCGUGAUCGACGUGGCGGACGGGCAGACGAAUGGGCGGCCGCGCCCGGCGCCCGAUACAGCCGACGAGUUCCGGUUCGUCGUGCGGAUGGUGUUUGAGGUAAAGGGGCGGGCGAGGGACCGGUCGUUCUACACGGUGGACUGUGGCAUGUACUGGGACCGGGACCGGGUGCUGCCGUUUCUGCGCAAGUGUGCCAGCACCGUGCGGCGGACGGUGGCGAGGGCGCUGGGUCCACCCGCCCGCAGGCUCAAGUGUGCCGUGCGGCGGCGAAAGUGAGUUGUAGUGCAGAUGGUGUGCGUCUUAAAAAAAUAGCAACACAACUUGGUGGCUUUUCAAUUCCAAAGACAGAUUGUACAGUAACUCCUUAAGAUCUUACCAAUAAAUGCAAAAAAAAAAAAAGAUUUCAAACCAAGCAACGGUGUGCGUGUUUCUGUUUUAAUUUAAUGUUCAGUCAUCUUCGCAACCGUUGCUUGGCUUUGAAGUCUUUGCGCUGGUGAGCUCGUUUCGGAUCAAUUCUGUUGGAUUUGUGACGCCCAUUUUGCCCAGUUUAAGCUGUCAAUCAAGGGCGAAGAGUGUGUGAUGUGGGUUCUGCUUUAAACAUAACGACCAAAUCCACUUGAUUAGGCUGAUCAUAGACACCAGCAGGCCCCCAAACCAUCUCAUCUUUCACCCACUUGAGCGUCCAAUUGAGGUUCAUGGAGCGAUUUUUCACGCACUAUUAGUCGGUGCUUGAAACAUGGUGCCCCGGGGCGGGGCAGGAAUUUGUGUAAGACGGGCCGACACUGCGCCCGAAGCGACAGAAGAGAUGCAAGCAGGAAAGAAUCACUUCCGAGCUUCAUUUGAAGGUGUCAUUCAAACCGUUCAAAUGUUAAGCUUUUGCGACUCGACCACGCAAGCUCAAAAUACAUUUCUAAUCUUUCUUUUUUUUCUGUGUCUUCUCUCCCUCC
Messenger RNA from Anopheles arabiensis, 6699 nucleotides. RefSeq lists its product as uncharacterized. Bases 3959 to 6028 code for a protein of 689 amino acids. Lineage: Eukaryota; Metazoa; Arthropoda; Insecta; Diptera; Culicidae. The transcript is spliced from 2 exons. The record is from RefSeq and is a predicted model, not a curated record.